Closterium sp. Naga37s-1 is the source of this 2193-nucleotide messenger RNA. NCBI's taxonomy places the organism in Eukaryota, Viridiplantae, Streptophyta, Zygnematophyceae, Desmidiales, Closteriaceae. The record is from the annotation of a GenBank genome assembly.
GUGGACCAUCUGACCUCCCAGCGGCUGGACGAGGCAUGCCCACGCGCGGACGAGUACCUAUCGCAGUUCCCCUCGCCGCUGCUCGCCCUGGCCGCCAAGCUCCUCUCCUUCGUUGCCGGCUCCUGCGCUGCGCUGCUGCUCGCCCUGGCGCUCGCGGACGAGAAGCUUCUAGAGGCACAGCUCUUUGGGCGUGGCCUGGUGUGGUACGCGGCCAUACUGGGUGCGGUGUUGGCAGCAGCACGGCCAGUGGCGCAGGCGGACAGGGCGGCGGGCAGUGUCGAUCCCAGGGGCGCGCUGCUGAGGGCCGCAACGCACACGCACUUCCUGCCUGCCAGGUGGAGGAGCAAGGCGCACACGCAGCGCGUCAGGGACGAGUUUCAGACGCUGUACCAGCUGAAGCCGCAGCUCUUCCUAGCGGACGUGCUUGCCAUCUUCAUCACGCCCUUCAUCCUCUGGUUCAUCCUUCCCCAGAGGGCGGACGCCAUUCUCUCUUUCCUACGCACCACCUCCACGUACCACGAGGGGCUGGGCCACGUGUGCUCCCACAGUGCCUUCCAGUCACAGGAGGAGCGCCAUGUCAGCAGCAGCGGGAAGAGUGCCUGGAAUGCGGAUUCCAAGGGCGAUAAUGGCGCAGGUGGCAGUGGCCAAGGGGGAGGUCGGAGCAGGGGGGGUAUGCGAAGGGGGGAGUGUGUGGAUCGGCGUGGGGUGGGAGUGUGUGGAGGGACGGUGGGGGAUAUAGCAGUUGGAGUGGAGGAUGGGCAAGGAGGCUGGGAGGGGAGCCGCAGAGGGGGGGUUGAUGGCGCAUUGGUGGCAGCGGCUAGCAGUGAGAGCAAGGCGGAGGCUUCGUUUGCCAGCUUCUGUGCCAGCUACCCGUCAUGGCGGCCCCAUGCUUCAGCCCAGCGAUUCUCAACGCCCUUUUCUCUGCAGCAGCAGCAGGGGCAGCAGGAGGAGCAGAAACAGCAGCAGCAGCAGCAGCAAGAGGAGGAGGAGGAGAAGCAGUACCAGCAGCAACAACAACAUACCAGGAGCAUGCAUGGUCUGCUUCCCCUACAGGCACACUCUGUACAACCACACUCGCCAAUAGCCCAACUUCACUCCUCAUUAGCAGUCGUAACCGCCACACAACCCCCACCACCUGCUGCCUCAUCCUGCCAACCACCCAUGGACACCCCACUCACACCCACCACGCUUGCCUUCCCAGCCCCCCACCCCCACCGCCACACACAUCACCGUGCUGCCUCCACCCCCUCAAGCCCUCUCCGUGCUCUCUCUUCCCCGCCUCCGCACGCACCGCAAGCUCUUCUUACUCCCGAGACCACUGCAGAUGCUGCCCCUUCGCACUCAACCCCUCAUUGUCACCACCCUGUACAGUCACAGUCAGGUAUAGGAAUCCGACCUGCAGCACAGUGUCAAGCUGCAAGCGGUGCAGAGGGGUCGCAGUGGGUGGUACAACGGGGCAUGCAGCCCACCCGCAGCCUCAGCUGCAGUGACGGUGUGUGGGAGGGGAUAGGGGAGGGGAUGGGGGAGGGGAUGGGGGAGGGGAUGGGGGAGGGGAAGGGGGUUGGCGUGAGGGAGAGGAGUGGCAUGGGGGAGGGGAGUGGUAUGGGUGAUGGUAGCGGCAUGGGUAGCAGCAUGCUGCUAGAGCAGAUGGAUGCUGCCAUGCAUGGGAGCAUGCAUGGAGGCAUGCAUGGGAACAUGCAUGGAGGCAUGCAUGGGCGUUCGUAUGGCGAUAUGCAUGGGGGCAUACAUGAAGGGAUGCAAGCAAGGGGUGGCAUCACAUGGGUGGAUGCGCAAGGAAGGCAGGAGCCCCAGCCAGCAGCACACAGGCAGCAGCAGCAAGAGCAGCAGCAACAGCAGCAGCAAGAGCAGCAGUUGCCUCUGCGCCAUGCGGUGGGGACUGGCUCUCCAAGUGUUGCUACUGGAGUAACGCGCAGCCCAAGUGCGGAUGCAGUGCAUGCAACCCACGCGGGAGGGGUGCUGCAUGCAGUGGCACCUGCGCCUGCUGCUGUGGUUGCUGGGAGAGCGAGAGCAACAGGAGCAGGUGGAGCAGGUGGGGAAGUGAGAGCACGAGGAGCAUCAGGUGCGCAUGUAUCAACAGGUUCAUCAGCAGGUGCAAGGAGAGAACAUCUGUUGCAGAAAGGGGAUUCUCCGCCUCUGCCGUUUGGAGACAUUUUCACAGUUGACUCCGACUGA